This is a messenger RNA of Babesia bovis T2Bo, 1797 nucleotides long. RefSeq names its product KRI1-like C-terminal family protein. Gene Ontology annotation, biological process: endonucleolytic cleavage in ITS1 to separate SSU-rRNA from 5.8S rRNA and LSU-rRNA from tricistronic rRNA transcript (SSU-rRNA, 5.8S rRNA, LSU-rRNA). The coding region runs from base 27 to 1745 and encodes 572 amino acids. The transcript has 2 exons. The record is from RefSeq and is a predicted model, not a curated record. Lineage: Eukaryota; Apicomplexa; Aconoidasida; Piroplasmida; Babesiidae. Gene Ontology annotation, cellular component: 90S preribosome; nucleolus.
GUAAAAGAAACAAGAUUCCAUCAAGGAUGGGAGGAAAGAAAAAGAUUUCAAAAAAUUCAAGAUUGAAUGCAUUUGAUGCUGUCGAUGAUGGUACGAACAAAGCCACUUUGGGCGAGAAUCCUAAAAAACUAGAUGAACAUGACUCGUCCAAUCACCCUGAUGUUAACACUUCUGAUGGUCAAUACACCUCCACUACAUCUGAUGAUGAAGAUGAGGACGCCAUUCUUUUGACGGAUAAGGUUGAGGGCAAGAUUUUCAAGACAUUGCUGGAUAUACAGGGUAAGAACCCUGCCAUAUAUGACCCUAACAUAAAAUGCUUUAGUGAUUCAGAUUUUGACACUGACGAUAAUUCCGUUCAUAACAAAAACGAAUCCAAGUCUUUAAAUUACAAGGACAUGGUGCGCGAGACCUUGUUGAAUGAAGGUGCCGAGGCCCUUGGGAGUGAUAGUGAUGAUGAGAGCGAUAAGCUAAAGGAACACAAAAUGAAUUAUCAGGAGGAACAGGAAGAUCUCAAAAAUGCAUUUUUAUCGGUGGCAAACGAGUUGGAUGACGAUGCCGAAUUCUUUACGAAGAGUGACGCCACUGAUGUACUGCCGGAACGAAAGUUGAGUUCAAAAAAAUCUGCUGCUAUUGGUUCAAUGGACGAUUCUCUGAUAUCGCGUUAUUGGGCAUCUAAAGAGACGAUGGACGAAGAUGAGGAAUUUCUAAAGGACUACAUUUUGAACCAGCGUUGGCGGGAGGACCAUAAGGUAGACAUUGACUAUGCCAAGCAACUACGAUUGGAACAAGAGGAUGAGGAGCAUUAUGACGAAGCUGAAGAAUUUGAAUAUAAAUACAAUUAUAGGUUCGAAGAAGCUGAAGGAGCUACCAUUGAAGGCCACCCUCGUACCAUUGAGGAUUCUGUGCGUAAAGUGGAUGACCGCAGAAAGAAAAAACGUCAAGAAAAAAAGCAGAAUAAGAUUGAGGAGAAGAUACGCCGCGAGGAAGAGUUGAAACGUCUCAAAAAUCUUAAGAAGGCUGAAAUUGCAGAGCGGAUGAGGGAGAUUGAGACGAAUGCCGGUGUGCAAUUAGACGAGGAUGUUGUAGAUCUCAAUGCACCUUUUGACCCUGUUCAGCACGAAAAGGACAUGACUAAUAUUCUGGGUUCUACGUACCAUGAAGAUGCAGAAGACGACGAAUGGAACCCUGGAGAUGUAAAUGUGGAUGAUGAGCUUUGGUGGUUAUGCGAUUAUUGCAUGAAAGGGAUCCCGGCUGGUCACAAGCAUUUUGAUUGUAAUGAAUGUGACAACUAUACACUCUGCGAAACGUGUGUUCCUUUGGCUAACCAUGAGCACUUAAGGAUGACCGGUAAGGUGGUACCACCUUCUUGCGCUCCUCCGAAACUCAGCAAGGACGAUUUGAAAAAGCUUGAGGAAGAGUACUAUAAUCUGGACUAUGAGGACAUGAUCGGUGACAUGAAGGUUAGAUUUAAAUAUAGACCAGUGGAACCAUACAAGUGCGACAUUAACACUAUUUUGGAAAAAAGCGACAAAGAGUUGAAUUCCAUUAUGCCUUUAAGCAAGCUAUUGACGUAUGAUUCGGAUUUACCACGGCCAUUGAAAUAUAAAUCAGAUAAACGCAAGGGUGAACAUAAACAUCACGGCCGAAUGACCGCAUACAAUGUUAAUCAGGAUCGUUUAGAGGCCUUCAGUUUGAAAAAAGGAAAGAAGCACAAAUCGCAGAAGAAGGACACUACCACGGAAUAAAAGGUGUUAUGACUAUUUUCACUUUUAAAGGUAAUAUAUAAGAACAAACAUU